AUGCAAGCGUUCAAAGAUCUCUUCAAGCAGCGCAACUUCAUCGAGCACAUCCGUCAGUACAACGCUCAGUUCAACUUCACUUCCAUUGGAACCAACGAGGUCAAGCACAGCGGCAGCGGUCCCAAGACGUAUUGCAUUCAAGGCCAGCUGACCCACAACAUUGGUCCGUUGCAACCCAGCCUGAACAGAAGUGGAAACCUGCGGCAACCAAGUUUUACCCAAAUCUACAUGCACACCAGCGAGGAGCAACUUCAACACCGACGAAACAUGUUUCCGGCGUUCAGUUCGCGGUACACUGCCACGAUACAGCGAGUGAUGGAUCUCCACAACCCAUUGGCGAGAACGUAUGCAACUGCCAAAGAACGUUUGCGUCGAGCGGAAGCGGACGGGGCAUCAGGGGGCAAUCGUCCAAUUGUCCUGAAGGCUGUUGGUGGCGCGCAGGCCCGAACACACAACUUGCCUACCGUGGUUCAACUUGCGGUUAUCAUGGAGGGAGACGGCAGCGAACCGACAGAAGGUCGUCACGUGGUUCUGCAAAGUCUGAACUCGAACCAGUUCACAACCAUUCGAGAAACGAAUCCACUUCACGACGCGUUGCAGUUUCCCCUCCUGUUUCCAAUGGGAGGUCCUGGAUGGGAGUAUACCAUGACGAAGCCCGACGGGAAAUCAUUGUCUCUCCGUGCGUUCUUCAACUACUGGCUUCAACAACGAGACGGCGACGACUUCUCCGACAUGCUGCACCGAUCCUCCAUGCUGUUCAAGAUGUACACUACGGUCGGCUUCGUUCGCGUGGAAACCAACAGGCUGCGCUACAUUUCGCAGAACGGAGACAAGUUGCGAUUCGAUUUGUACGCAAGCGUAAAGGAGGCCGCCGAGAGACGUUCAGGGCUCCACAACGUCGGCAUCAAGUCCAUCGUGCCUUCAAGCUUUACUGGCGGCAAGCGUUACAUAAAGAAAUGCUACUUCAAUGCCAUGGCAAUUGUGCGCAAGUACGGGAAGCCAUGUCUCUUCGUCACCAUGACGUGCAACCCCAAUUGGCCGGAGAUCAUCAGUCAACUCAAGCCCCAUCAAACGUCAACUGAACGCGAUGACAUUGUCACAUCUACCACAACCGAGGGGGUCGAUGGGUAUGCCAAGUACCGUCGCGACACGGCCGCAGACCAGUACUGUGUGCCACACAACCUGUACUUGGUACACAAGUACAACUGCCACAUCAACGUCGAGGUUUGCACAAGCAUCAACGCCGUCAAGUAUCUGUACAAGUACGUGUACAAGGGCACCGAUUGGAUCACGUACGCUGUCUUCACUGACCGGGAACGCCAGCCCAUGCUUGACGAAGCACGGGAGUACGUUGAAGGACGCUACGUGAGCUCCCUCGAAGCUAUCACACGCAUCCGCUGCUACGACCUGCAAAGGAUGUCCCACGCUGUCGAAGUAUUGCCCGUGCACGAGAAAGAUCAACAGCAUUGCACCUACGACGAAACCCACGACGCAGAAUCGGUCGUUGCCAGGAACCAAAAGACCAAAUUGACAUUCUUCUUCCUCGCUUGCGCGCAAGGCUUGACCGGGAUCGACGGCGUUCCUGCAAAGAACUGCCUGUACUUGGACUUCCCGCAGUACUUCCGAUUUGAACAAAAGACCAAGUUGUGGGUUGGACGCAAGAACCACAUCAAGGUCAUUGGCCGCAUUGAUUCGGUCAGUCCGCGUCAAAAGGAGCGGUUCUACAUUCGAACCCUGCUUUGCCAUAAAUAUGGACCAACUACCUUCGAAGAUCUGCGCACAGUUCACGGAACUCUGUAUCCAACGUACGAAGAAGCUGCACUGUCCAUGGGCCUGUUGGAAAACGACGAAGAGUAUGUGGUAUGUAUUCGACAAGCCACGUUGGACUGCAUGGACGGACAGCUGCACGAACUGUUUGCCAACAUCUUGGUGCAUUGCCUGCUUGCGAGCACGCGAUCUCUGUUUGACCAAUUCAAAACAGAUUUCAUGGACAAGCGGCUUCGGAACCUGCGCCGCUGCAACAAAACACUCCAAGAGCCGCUCAGUGAAGACAUGAUGCUUGGCAAGGCGAUGUUCUACACACUCAAGAGCAUCGACAACUGCUUCCAACACCAUCGGUUGAGCCUUUUGGACUACCCGACGUUACCUCAACUCCACGAAUUCGAAGUAUUCCGAGACUUGGGCGAACGGCGACCACUGGACGAUCCAAUAAGUCGGCUUUAUGUCAUUGAAACGUCGUACACGCGUGCAGCCCUCGACGACGUGUUGGUCACUGCUGCGACCAUGACUGACGAGCACAGGUCCUUUGUGACGACCGUUUUGGCCCAAAUAUACGAUCACGCAUCAGGCAAGGCGUACUUCCUCCAAUGCGAAGGAGGCUCAGGAAAGUCGUACGUCUCUCAAAUCAUGUUGGCAAAAGUGCGCGACAAAGGGGACAUCGCGCUUGCUGUGGCAUCAUCUGGGCUGGCAGCUUUGCUGCUUAUGGGCGGCACAACGGCACAUUCGUGA
Messenger RNA from Aphanomyces astaci, 2508 nucleotides. RefSeq lists its product as hypothetical. Gene Ontology annotation, molecular function: DNA helicase activity. Bases 1 to 2508 code for a protein of 835 amino acids. The record is from RefSeq and is a predicted model, not a curated record. The transcript has 2 exons. NCBI's taxonomy places the organism in Eukaryota, Oomycota, Saprolegniomycetes, Saprolegniales, Verrucalvaceae. Gene Ontology annotation, biological process: DNA repair; telomere maintenance.